This is a messenger RNA of Spinacia oleracea (spinach), 3244 nucleotides long. Its product is annotated as anaphase-promoting complex subunit 2. Gene Ontology annotation, cellular component: anaphase-promoting complex. NCBI's taxonomy places the organism in Eukaryota, Viridiplantae, Streptophyta, Magnoliopsida, Caryophyllales, Amaranthaceae. The record is from RefSeq and is a predicted model, not a curated record. Gene Ontology annotation, biological process: protein K11-linked ubiquitination; metaphase/anaphase transition of mitotic cell cycle; ubiquitin-dependent protein catabolic process. The coding region runs from base 330 to 2930 and encodes 866 amino acids. The transcript is spliced from 17 exons. Gene Ontology annotation, molecular function: ubiquitin protein ligase binding.
UCAUAACUCCGCAUUUCAUUAACGAGGAAUUUGAUUUCUCCUUGUCCAUGAAGAAGUGGCGCCAAACCUUAAAAACUGAAACUCCGGUUAUUUAUCCGGCCAAAACCUCACCAAUUGAAGAAAAUUAGUUGAUCGUCAACUUUCAACGUCACACCUUACCUUAGCUCAAACACUUUUCAAAAUCACACAUUUAAUUCCAUAAACCUAACCCCUCUUUGUCUUCUCUUCCCCAAUUCAAUUUCCCUCUUCCUAACCUAAUUUCAUCCAAUUCAACUCAGUUUUCUCAACAAGUCCACGAAAUGGAGUCGAUUUAACUCUCCGAUUGCAAUAUGGCAGCCCUGGACUCUCUCACCUCCGAUUCAAUUGAAGAAAUUCUUGAAAGCUGGAAUUGUUUCUGCUUCAGUACUGACGCACUCUUAAACGGCAAUGUUGAAGUCGCUGUUGGCGAUAAGUUCGUCUCUUGCGUGCAUUUUCUAUGUAGUCACCACCUUCGCUCGCUCGUCGAAGAUCAAUUCUUUCAAUCCCUUGAGGUAACUUUUGAGACAAGAGGUGCGUCAAGAUUCUGGCAUCAUUUUGAUGCUUACGUCGAUGGUUCUUUGUUGACGAAUGAAGAGAGUGGAUUAGAGGAAGUGUUGUACAAAGCUUUGGAAGAAUUAUCAUUGGUGAAGCAAUGCCAAGAGAGAACUCUGUUAAUGCUUGUUCAUAGUUUGCAAUCCUGUAGGAAUAGUAUGUUGGACAAGAAAUAUAGUGCAGAUGCAGAAAGAGUCUAUCUUCUUUCUAAAUACCAGCUAAUGGUGUCUUCAGUGCUCAUGGCAUCACUUCCCCGUCAAUUUCCUGCAAUCUUAAACCAAUAUUUUAAGAGAAGGCUGGAAGAGCUAAGUACCCUAAUGGAUGGGAGUUGCCAGGAAGAACUUCAUGAUAAGGAGAAUAUGGAUUUGGAUGAGAAACGCAAAUCGUUCUCUGGGGUUGGUGAGAUGGAUAUUGAUGAACACUAUGAUCGGAAGAAACUUUCAGAGAACAGUUUAUUAGUUAAGAACAUUGGAAAGGUGGUUCAAGACCUAAGAAGCCUGGGAUUCACAUCAAUGACUGAGGAUGCAUAUGCUUCUGCUAUCUUUUUGCUAUUGAAGGAUAAAGUUCAAGAUUUGGCUGGCGAUGAUUAUAGGAGUUCAGUCCUGGACUCCAUCAAAGUGUGGAUUCAGGCUGUACCAUUUCAUUUCUUGCAUGCACUCCUUACUUAUCUUGGCGAUUCUGUCUGCCCUGAUAGCCCAUCUUCUGGUCUCAAGUCACCGUUGGCUUCACAUCCAUCCUCAUUCUAUCCUGGGGUGGACACUCCAUCUGAAGGACUCAUCAGAUGGAAAUUGCGGCUAGAGUAUUUUGCUUAUGAAACAUUGCAAGAUUUAAGGAUUGCCAAACUAUUUGAUAUAAUAGUGGAUUAUCCUGACAGCUCACCAGCAAUUGAAGACUUAAAACAGUGUCUUGAUUACACUGGGCAACAUUCAAAAUUAGUUGAUUCCUUCAUCUCUGCCCUUAAGUACCGCUUGCUUACUGCUGGUGCUUCAACUAAUGAUAUACUGCACCAAUAUGUUUCAACUAUUAAAGCACUAAAGACAAUAGACCCAGCUGGUAUAUUUCUCGAAGCUGUUGGUGAGCCUAUACGAGAUUAUUUGAGGGGAAGAAAAGACACCAUAAAAUGCAUCGUAACCCUGUUGACCGAUGGAAGUGGUGGAAAUGCAAGUUCUGGCGCUGCUGGGGAUAGUCUACUUGAAGAGUUGAACAGAGAUGAGGAAAACCAAGAGAAUAUUAAUCUUGAUGAUGAUUUUAAUGUCGAUGACAAGCAAUCAUGGCUUAAUGCUCAACGUUGGGAACCAGAUCCUGUGGAGGCUGACCCUCUAAAGGGUAGUAGAAACAGAAGGAAAGUUGAUGUACUUGGAAUGGUUGUUGGGAUAAUUGGAUCAAAGGAUCAGCUAGUGAAUGAAUAUCGUGUUAUGCUUGCUGAAAAGCUUCUGAACAAAUCUGACUAUGAUAUUGACUCAGAGAUACGGACACUGGAACUGCUGAAGAUACAUUUUGGGGAGAGUAGCAUGCAGAAAUGUGAGAUUAUGCUUAAUGAUUUGAUUGAUUCCAAGAGAACUAACAACAAUAUUAAAAAAACUAUUCCAAAGCCAUCUCUAGCAGAAGGUGAAGUGGAGAAAUCUGAGUUUUCGCUUGAUGCUCUUGCUGCUACAAUAAUAUCAUCAAAUUUCUGGCCUCCAAUCCAGGACGAGCCUGUUAAUCUACCAGGGUCAGUUGAUGAGCUUUUAUCAGACUAUGCAAAAAGGUUUCAUGAAAUUAAAACACCGCGCAAGCUAUUAUGGAAAAAAAACCUUGGUGUUGUCAAGUUGGAAUUACAAUUUGAAGAAAAAGCUGUCCAAUUUUCAGUCUCUCCAAUUCUUGCAUCUAUUAUAAUGCAAUUUCAGGACCAAACCCGUUGGACGGCGGAAGAUCUUGCAGCUGCUGUUGGGGUGCCUGUUGACAUACUUAAUCGAAGGAUAAAUUUUUGGAUCAGCAAGGGAAUUCUUUCAGAAUCAUUGGGAGAAGAUACCAAUUAUCACAUAUUUUCACUGAUGGAAGGGGCUGACUCUAAUAGAACUGGUAUUCACGGGGGCAGUAAUGAUGAACAUCUCAUGGGUGAUGAAGACGGGGACAGAUCGCUGGCAUCUGUUGAAGAUCAAUUACACAAAGAAAUGACUGUUUAUGAGAAAUUUAUCUUGGGGAUGCUGACAAACUUUGGCAGCAUGGCGUUGGAUCGAAUUCACAACACUUUAAAGAUGUUCUGUGUUGCCGAUCCUCAAUAUGAUAAAUCACUCCAACAACUACAGAGCUUCUUAGCUGGCCUUGUUUCAGAAGAAAAGUUGGAACUAAGGGAGGGAAUGUAUGUCUUGAAGAAAUGAUCAACAUCACUUGCAACUGCAUUAUCCCUUCCCUUAUAUCAGUAUUGAUUGAAUCGAAAUGGUGAGACAUGAUUGUACAAUGGAAUAAGCUGCAAUGAGCCAAUGAGGGAGCAUAUCUUGCAGCCAUUUUUUCGAGGACUGCAAAAACGUCAAUAUUAUUUAUUUAUGUAUGUAUGCACCCUGUAAAUUCAGCGGCGAAUGUUUGUGAUUGUUAUGUAAAUUGUACACUAGUUUAUUUACUUAAUUGUAACAGUAAGGAUGUGUUAACUGUAAAUUAUUUUUCAUAAUGAAUAUGCAUAUUUUACUUUUUGUUC